This is a messenger RNA of Diabrotica balteata, 2057 nucleotides long. Lineage: Eukaryota; Metazoa; Arthropoda; Insecta; Coleoptera; Chrysomelidae. The record is from the annotation of a GenBank genome assembly.
UUAAAGUUUGAUUAAUUUUUUUUAAUAUGUUAAGCCGAAACUGUGUAAUUCUUUCAAGACAUGUUUUAAAUCAGACGGUAAAUUUAUACGAAAAGAAUUGUUUUCAUCAAAAUGCUAAACAUAGAAUCUAUCUUCACAAAUUUGAUGGUAAAAAUGGUUGGCGUUCUAUAUCCUGGACAAAAGUAUUUUUUAAUGACCAAUCUCCUGAGGAUCUAAAAAGCCAAAUCAAAAAUGUUCAGAAUAAAAGUGAUAAGAAGGCAAAGCCAGUACUGGAAGUAAUUUCAUCCGAAUUGACUGCAGGUAAAAAAGAAACAACAGUUGUCCUGGAAAAUGUCAAAGAAAAGAGUCUUCAACCUGAAAGUGAAGAAAAUCCCAAAAUACUAUCUGCAGAUUCAAUUAAGAAGUUGAAAGAUAAAAUUAUUGGGAAAGGGGAAAAAGAAACAGAGAAAGCAAAAACUCCACCUAAGAAAAGAAAGAGGAUUGAUCUAUCUGCUCAAUCCUUGGAAAGAAACUUCAUAACACCUGUGAAGGCUAUGUCUGAUUUUCUCCUAAAGCCAUCUGAUCUAGAAGUAUUACCAAAAACCAAAAGAAGGUCCCCUUAUGAGUCUGAACCUCCAAUAACAGUCUAUUGGAGGAAAGAUGUGGAAGCCAAAGCAUUAGAAAUAUGGGGAACACAUGAAAAUCUUCAUAGGGAACUUUUGAAGAGGGAUAUUGAGAAGAAGAAAUAUCAGCAAAAUAUUUUUACUGUUAAACGAAGACUUAGAGAUUUCCGACGAGAAAUGGGCAAAUCUGCAGAUAUAAUAGAAGAUGAUGGUGGAUUGAUGGGAAGAUCUGGAAAAGUUGUUCUUACAGCAGUAGUUAUAAAUGGAACAAAUUUUUUAUUUAAGUUAUGUGCAUGGGUAUACACUGGUUCCCACAGUAUGUUCUCAGAAUGUAUUCAUUCUUUAGCAGAUACAAUCAACCAGCUUAUUUUAGCUUAUGGAAUUCACAAGUCUGUUCAGAUUGCAGAUUCGUACCAUCCAUAUGGCUACUCCAAUAUGAAGUAUGUAGCAUCACUGAUUUCAGGUGUUGGAAUCUUUUGUGUAGGCACAGGAUUGUCAGUUUACCAUGGCAUAUCUGGCCUGAUUCAUCCAACUCCAUUGGAAGACUUCUUUUGGGCCUACUUUAUCUUAGGCGGUUCUCUAGUAUCCGAGGGUGCCACUUGGUUAGUUGCAUUUAAUUCAAUAAGAAAAGGUGCAAGGGAAGUCAAUAUGACUGUAAAGGAAUACAUUUUUAGAGGCCAAGAUCCUAGUGUAAAUGUUGUCCUGUUAGAAGACUUUGCAGCUGUGAUUGGAGUUAUAGUGGCUGCUGGUUGUAUGGGGGUGUCUUCUCUAACAAAUAGUCCUGUACCUGAUGCUCUAGGAUCACUACUUGUUGGGUGUAUUUUGGGCUCUGUAGCAUCUUUUAUAAUAUACACCAAUGUUGCAGCACUUGUAGGCAGAUCAAUACCAGAAGAGAAUUUAGAAAAAAUAAAUACCGAAUUGGAGAAGGAUAUUAUGAUUAGAGCAAUUCAUGACGUAAAAGGAAUUGAUAUGGGUAGUUAUUUGGUGCGAUACAAAGCAGAGCUAGAUUUUGAUGGAAGGGAAUUGACAAGAGCGUACUUAGAUAAGCUUGAACUAAAUGAAUUAUUAGAGGAAAUUAAAGCAAUUGACAAUAUAGACAAACUAGAAGAAUUUAUGUUAAAACAUGGUGAAAAUAUAGUAGAUAUGAUGGGAGGUGAAAUUGAUCGAAUAGAAUGAAACUGAGGAAAAAGUAUCCAGAAAUUCGGCAUUGUGAUCUAGAAAUACUUUAGUUAGAGCCCAGGUUAUAAACAUCUUAAUUUUACUACAGUAUUUUUGAACUUACAAUUUAAGCUUAUGUCCUAACAGCUGUAGGUAGCUUCUAUCCAAGCGUGUUUGUUCAAUGUGGUAAAACUACAAUGAUUCUUUUCUGUAAUAUUUUUUAAGUCAUAUUUAUUGCUCUUUCGCCAAUAUUUAAUAGAUAUUAAGAGAAAAUAUGUGAAUAAAUUUUAAACACUU